Messenger RNA from Paramecium tetraurelia, 333 nucleotides. RefSeq lists its product as uncharacterized. The transcript has a single exon. The record is from RefSeq and is a predicted model, not a curated record. Lineage: Eukaryota; Ciliophora; Oligohymenophorea; Peniculida; Parameciidae.
AUGAUUAGUACUCAAAUGGUUUCUAAAUUCACAAUCCACUAUGAUCAUUUCUUUAGUAGUAAUAGGAAGAAGAAUUAACUAGCUUUCUUUUCUGAAAGCUUUAAUGUUUUCAAAUAGAAAUUAUUAGAUUUUACAUAGAGUAAAUCACAAGAUUGUUAUAUUAUUGAGAAUUUCAAAUAUCCACGAUAGCAACAGAUAAUUGUAUAAGAAUUAACUUCUUUCAUUAAAUUUCAAUUAAUUGUAAUCAUAAUAUCCUAUGAGAUAGAAAGAUCAAAUAAAUAAUCUGCCUAACUAAAAUACCCAAAUCAUUUAAUCCCCAAAACUAUUCUGUGA